Nezara viridula (southern green stink bug) is the source of this 1578-nucleotide messenger RNA. Lineage: Eukaryota; Metazoa; Arthropoda; Insecta; Hemiptera; Pentatomidae. The record is from the annotation of a GenBank genome assembly.
AUGUCGGACUGGUGCGUGCCCUAUGGAGGUGGAUGGGUAGGCGAGGUGCCCCUCGAUAUCCACUUUCACAUGUGAUUGAAGAUCCGGUACGUGAUGCCGUCUGCACGGCUGACUCUCCGCGAGGAGGACGUCUUGCGGCUCACGUUGGAGUUCCUCCACAACCGGGAGCUUCAUAUAUCACAGCUGUCCUUGGAGCGUGAAUCGGGCGUUAUCAACGGAAACUAUUCUGACGAUGUUUUCUAUCUCCGGCAGCUCAUACUCGACGGGCAGUGGGACGACGUUCUGGAGUUUAUCCAGCCACUUGAAGUUUUACCUGCAUUUGAUAUGAGGAAGUUUCAGUACAUAAUUUUAAAACACAAGUACGUCGAACUCCUUUGCAUAAAAUCAGAAGCUGGUGCCCUAACGGGUGGCAGUGUCGAAUCAGCUGUAGACGAAGUCGUGAAAGUCCUUAGUGAACUAGAGAAGGUGGCUCCAUCUAAAGAAGAAUAUUCAAGUCUCUGCCUUUUGUUAACGCUUCCUCGAUUAACAGAUCACCUGCAAUACAAAAAUUGGAACCCUAGCAAUGCGCGAGUGCUAUGUUUUCGUGACGUGUACCCUCUCGUUGAAAAAUUCUUGCCCGCGGAAAGACGGGCGAGUGGUGGCGGUGACAGUGCAGGUGCGGCUAGAAACGACCGACUUAUACAACUAAUUAUCAAAGGUAUCCUGUACGAAUCCUGUGUGAACUAUUGCCAAGCUAAAGCCGUGGGCUCGGCCGACCCUAGCAGUCACGAAAUGAACUUUUCUAAAUUAUUGGACAGUUCGGCUGCAUUCAGUGAUUCUGAUCUCAGCUUACUAUCUUGGCUUCAAAGCAUUCCAGCAGAAACUUUCUCAGUUCCUUUUGAGCAGAAGACAUUAAACGUUGACGUAGAGCGAUUAGAGCGGCCGUGCUUGGAGACUUCUUGGACCGAACACAUGCUAGUAACUCCCAUCAAACCCAAGACAUUCCCCUAUUCCGAAAUGCCUUUUAGAAGGCCUCGAUCAGCGGCUGAUAUAAUGACACGAUCUCUUCUUCCAGCCCUCGAAGGCUUACCGUUCGGCCUCCAGCUUCAAAACCAUUCUGCAGGUGGUAAGAAAUCUAACUUGGCUGCAGGUGAUAGUGAAAAUCCCAUGAGCAGAUCGUCAUUCGCUAGUUUUCAUCUUACCGGACUGAAGAACAACAAAACCAUGAACACAUCUGUUGACAGGUUGUUCGAAAACGACAAUGACGUCUUCCUAAGCAGCAGCUACACGGAGUUUCAGCUGCCAUCCAUCUCGGAAGGAACAAGCACCCCCUUGCCUAAUAGAGGAAGGUCCACUAGCCCGAAAAGAAGCAUCGCAUCCACCCUUCCUUCGACCCCUUCGACCCCGGAACACAGGGGCAGUCCUGCCACUUCCAGCUCCACUACGGCGCGCUCCUCUCGGCGGGACUCGCUUUCGGAGAAGCCUCUUUCAACAACUGUUGUUUUUUCUGAAACCAGUUUCGAAGGUGACUUGGUAAAAGAAUACCAGAAGAUCAAACAACGACUACAGGAAAACAACCAGCGUCCUGAAGACAGGUAG